Molecule: messenger RNA, 2514 nt
Organism: Rhincodon typus (whale shark)
Lineage: Eukaryota; Metazoa; Chordata; Chondrichthyes; Orectolobiformes; Rhincodontidae
Product: tripartite motif-containing protein 2-like
Exons: 9
Coding region: 117-1994 (625 amino acids)
Biological process (GO): proteasome-mediated ubiquitin-dependent protein catabolic process; protein polyubiquitination; negative regulation of translation
Molecular function (GO): ubiquitin protein ligase activity; protein binding; translation repressor activity
Source: RefSeq, a predicted model, not a curated record
AUGGAGCUGGCAUCUUUGAGUGGGGAGUCUGUCCUGCACCCGCAGCCCGUGGGAAUUCAACACCCUGGUAUCAUGGCGUUCUUAUUUCAACCUUCACUGAGUGCAUUCAAAAGGGAAUGGAGUUUUAUUGUGGAUCCUGUGAGACUGCAAUGUGUGGGGAGUGUACGGAGACUGAGCACCGCGAUCACCGCACCGUGCCGCUCCGUGACGUGGUUGAUCAGCACAAGGCCUCGCUCCGGCUGCAGUUGGAUGCCAUCAAAUCCCGGUUGCCCCAGCUGAAUGCUGCCAUUGAGCUGGUUCAUGGGAUCUGCCAACAGCUGAUCACCAACAAGGACAGCGCGAUCACUGAGAUCAGCACCAGCUUUGAGGAGCUGCAGCAAGCCGUUCAGCUACGGAAGGCCUCACUCAUCUCCGAUCUGGAGGGGCUCUGUAACAGUAAACAGAAGGUUCUUGAGAAGCAGUUGGACUACCUGCUGCAGGGUCGGGAGAAAAUACAGAGUAGCUCAGAAUUCACGGAGCAGGCCCUGAGCCACGGCACAGAGACUGAGGUGCUCCUGGUGAAAAAACAGAUGACGGAGACAUUGAGUGAGCUUGCUGCACAGGACUUUCCUCUCCAACCCCAGGAAAACGAGCACCUAGACCUGAGGGUGGAGACUGACGUGGUGAGGAAGUCUAUCCUGAAUCUUGGAGUUCUGGUCACCACCAAUGCUGUAGCACAGCAGACUGUAGCCACUGGAGAGGGUCUUCGGCAUGCUGUGGUUGGCCAGCAGACCACAGUUACUAUAACAACCAAGGAUAAAGAUGGAGAGCUUGUGAAGAGCGGUAAUGCGAUCCUGCAGGCAGAGAUCAUCGCUCCUGACGGUAGCUCCACUCAGGGCGAGAUCGUGGACAAUAGGAAUGGAACGUAUGAGCUCCUUUACACACUGAAGAUGGAGGGCGACUUCACACUGUCUGUAACUCUGUAUAAUCAACCUGUCAAAGGGAGUCCUUACCGAGUCCGAGCCACCAAACCUUGUGACUCCUCACAUUCUCCUGAGGAUGUCAAGCGCAGGGUGAAGUCUCCGAGUGGUGGUCACAUCCGUCAGAAAGCUGUCCGCCGCCCGGCCAGCAUGUAUGGCACCGCCAAAAAAAAGGAGAACCCCAUUGAGGACGAGCUGAUUAUCCGUGUGGGGACCAGAGGUCGAGAGAAAGGGGAAUUCACCAACCUUCAGGGAAUCUCUGCAUCAGGAAAUAAUCGCAUUGUAGUGGCUGACAGCAAUAACCAGUGUAUCCAGGUCUUUUCCAAUGACGGACAGUUCAAGCUGCGCUUCGGGGUCCGGGGACGGUCUCCAGGACAAUUGCAACGGCCAACCGGAGUGACCAUUGAUCCCAACGGGGACAUCAUCGUAGCUGAUUAUGACAACCGCUGGGUCAGCACCUUCACCCCUGAUGGCAAGUUCAAGGGUAAGAUUGGAGCUGGGAAGCUGUUGGGACCAAAGGGAGUGGCUAUCGAUCACAAUGGUCAUCUGAUCGUGGUGGAUAACAAGGCUUGCUGUGUCUUCAUUUUUCAGUGCAAUGGGAAGCUGGUGUCUCGGUUCGGGGUGCGUGGCACUGCAGACAGACAGUUUGCAGGUAUACUGGAUGGUAAUAACCUCAGCCAAUCACCUCCUUCGUUGCAUUUCUUUGUGGUGCAGGUACAUGAUGGGUCGCUCAGAUACCAUGUUUAUAAUUCUGAUGGUGAAUUCCUGUUCAAGUUUGGAUCGCAUGGAGAGGGGAACGGACAGUUCAAUGCUCCCACCGGGGUGGCAGUUGAUACCAAUGGGAACAUCAUUGUCGCUGACUGGGGAAACAGCCGAAUACAGGUGUUUGAUAGCUCUGGAUCCUUCCUGUCUUAUAUUAACACCUCUGCUGACCCUCUAUAUGGACCACAGGGUCUGGCACUGACCUCAGAUGGACACGUGGCUGUUGCUGACUCGGGGAAUCACUGCUUCAAGAUUUACCGAUACUUGCAGUGAAAGAAACUUCCAUAACUCUGUCAGAGGCCCGAACAAGAGGCCAACUUUAAUUGCUGUGCAUUUUGUCCAUUGCAGGACAAGUGAUGCUUUUGGGUUUUGUGUUUUUGUUGUAAAUACAGAGAGCAGCAAUGUUUGAGCAAGGCCCAAGGUCAGAGUUCACCAAUGGGCACUCCCAUUGCCCAGACACAAAGUGAACACUUGACUCCAAUGCUGGCUCAAAGGGGCUUGCCCAGAAAGUCCUGCCAAUCUCCAUGGAUGCUCCUGAAGACAAGCUUCCCAAGCAAAGAGGGGGAAUGGGCCCAUUAUAGCAGUGGGAGUUGCCACAAUGCAGACCGUCCAACACGCAGGCCCACCUCUCCGACGCUGAACUGAUAACAGUGGGCAAGUAUCAGAGAGUCAAUGUGUGUGGGACCAUACCCCAGGGAGAGUCAGUGUGUGUGUGUGACUGUACCCCAGUGAGAGUAAGUGUGUGUGGAACUGUACUCCGGUAAGAGUCAGUGUGUGUGUGGGACCGUACCCC